AUGGGGUCUGGAGCGACGGAUGAUGAUUUUGAUUUUCUCCUUAGCGAUGGCAACGAGCCCACAAAAAAACGCCACAGUGGUGAUUCAACCCGCGGCAAAAGCGUAGGUGACACUGACAAAGGGUCAAAGACAGGACCGUCGAAGGCGGGGCUAGCCGGAGGAGUCUCCGCAACAGGGGGUGCCACAAAGAAGCAAGCUCGUAGCGCUAAUGGCCGGAGCAAAGCAAAGACUCUCGGAAAGGCUCUGAAGGAUGAGAUGGUACCCAAAUCGAAGGGAACACGAGAUAAGUUAACGGCGGGUACCGACUCAGAUAAACAAAACGUGAAGAGCGAAAGUAGGAGACCGGAAAAGAACUCGUCAGGCGAUGCGUCAUCGCUAGACAUUUGGGAUGAUACAUCCGAGGACAGUCUUAACAACAACAGGGGGGAUGCCGUCGAUUCAUCGAAAUCGUCGUUUGAUUUCAGAAUUCCGCCAGCCUCCGGCGGCUCUUCCUUAUCAUCAGCUAUCUACCCUCUUUCUGUGGAUGAUGGCACGAACUCACAGCUCGCAAAUCCGCUAGCUGAUGCACUGGGGGGGUUCGGUCUCAAUGAUCCUUCUCCACCGGCGUCAGCGGCUCGAGCAGCGGAGUGGGCCAAAGAUACUGCUCGGGAAUUUGAGCAAAAGAUGCAGGACAAGAUGCAAGAUGGUCCGAACCCGGAGAGCUGGCACAGACAAGAUGUUUCGAGCGACGCUGUGGCAGCCCUCAACAGAGAUCGAGAGAGGAGGCUCGCCGCGGCUUUGAGAGAGGCCACGCCGGCGCCGCUGUCGAUCGUGUAUUCCAGAGCAACGCAGACCGUCCCUGCCAUCAAUUACGUCGGUGUGGGGUAUGACAGCAUCAAAGGGAACCCCAUAGGCGAUCCCAACUCGAUGGGAGACCCUGGACUUCGAGCGCCCAUCAUUCGCUUUUCCUACGCUCAAAACGAGGAUGGAGUCUCAAAUGACUUGACUGUGCUGCAGCCUAUUGGUGGCUAUGUUAGGCCAUAUGUUGCGUGUAAACAAAGCGAGACUGUAACCGAAUUGUCAACCCUCAGCGAUUACCAGAAAGAGCUUUCCGUUGACGGGUCCUUACAAGGAGGGGAUCCCAUAGGGAUGAAUAGUUUUUCUGCCUCGGCGGGGUACCGUCAGUUUGCUAAAGAAGUGGCGAAGAGGGAUACCAGGACGUACAUGCUGAAAACGUAUUGCAUGCGCUAUGAAGCCGGCAUCGCACAGACUGACCAGUUCAAGUGGAACGUAACAAUGGCAUUCGAUGCUGCCGUCAAUCAGCUCCCGACGACGUUCGAUGGUCACGACCCUGCGUGCGACUGCACACCGGAGCAGUGGCGUCAAGAUCAGAAUAGUGACAUAUGCAGCACAACGAACAUUCCGAAUUGGAUAAGCUUUAUAGAGCAAUUCGGCACUCACUAUCUUGUCCGAUUGUUUGCGGGUGGCAAAAUGACAUACCAGGUUACCAUGAAGCGGUCGCAAGUUGACUCGAUGAAGAAAAAGGGAAUUGACGUUCAAGCGCAGCUGAAGGUGGAGCUUAUUGGCGUUGGAGUAGGGGGGUCGCAGGCCACCUCGGGCAAGAGAACUAAAAGCAAAUCUGAAUUCGAGCUCAGCGCCAGCAAAGAGACGCUCGUAAUUGGCGGGCGCCCACCGGGGGACGUCUCUGAUCCGGCCGCACUUGGGGUUUGGGCUGAUACAGUCGAGCAAUUACCUAUGCCUGUGAAAUUUGAGGUCCAGCCGCUACAAUACAUGCUCCCGGCGGACAAACAGGAUGCAUUUCAGAGUGCUGUCACGUUCUACUCUAAGGCUGUCGGCAUGACACCACAAGAUCUGAGCGCGCUAACAGGUGUUGUUCGAAGCAUACCGAAAGAACUAACUGAAGCAACUCAGGUCGCCUGGGCGGGGCCACCACCCGGAUUCGCCAAGUGUCCGGAGGGCAAAGUCGUCAUUCUCGGCUUCGCAAUGCACCUUAACUUCAGCGACGGGAGCCCCGAUGUGUUUCGCAUCGUCGCAUGCCCUCCUGGACGAGAGAAGUGCGAUGGAAUCGGUACGGCCAGGAGCCAAAGCGAUGAAGAACGUAUUUACAUACUCUGCGCGGAUGAGCAUAUCAACGAGAUUCAACAAGUCGCGGUCGAGUCCACUAUUGGCACCGGUGCGGUGACGCUAGAGGCUAUAUGCCCUGACGAAACGGUCAUCGCAGGAGGUUUCGCACUGUCACUCCAAAGUGGCCGGGAAGGUCUCGAGACUUUCUCGAUUGAAUCGUGCACUACCGGUCAGACAACAUGUACCAAGUCGCCAACACCAGGGACGCAGAAGAAUUUGAUAUGGAUGGCAUGCAUUGACAAACAAUAUCCGGGAAUUCGUGAACUGGUAAACGUGGCCGCCGUCGGCGAUGUGGGGAAAGCAAACAAAAAUGUUCCAGAUAGAGAUGGGUCUGUGAGCGUGGCAUGCCCGGAGAAUACCUCCAUUGUUCUUGGAUAUACCAUGGAGGCACACACAAGCAUGCAGCUGGUGCGAGACAAGUUUGUUCACUGCCCAGAAAACGCUGCGAAGUGCGAAAUGUCAGGGAAAGGCGUGGACAAGGGUAUUCUCUGGGUGUAUGACCGACACGCGCUUUUUGGAUGGCUAAUAUGCAAAAGCACGGCAGAGCCUGCUAGUCAUGUAGCAACAGACGUGAAAGCUACAGAGGAUACGAAGAAGAAAAAGAAGGCGAAGAAGUCGGAGGGAUUAUUCGACAAGUUGAACAGUGUCAAAGAUGACCAAGGGCAGACAGAUAUUGUGCCCCCGUUGCCACUACCAGGCUCCGAACUUAUGCCGUCACCAGAACCUAUGACCACGCCUCAGCUCCCCGGCGUUGACCCCGCAGACCUAUAG
Molecule: messenger RNA, 2895 nt
Organism: Besnoitia besnoiti
Lineage: Eukaryota; Apicomplexa; Conoidasida; Eucoccidiorida; Sarcocystidae
Product: perforin-like protein PLP1
Exons: 13
Coding region: 1-2895 (964 amino acids)
Source: RefSeq, a predicted model, not a curated record